GAGGGCGAGUCCCGCUGCCGGCCAGCGCCGGGAUCCGUCCUGCGGGCCCGGGACCGUGCGAUCUCCAAGCACUCCGGGUGGGGGGGAGGGCAGAGACUCCGGGAUCGGGCGCUGCCCCCUUCUCCAGUCCCACACCCUGCUUGGAGGUUCCCGGCUCUCUGGCCUCCACGCCCCCCCAUCCCUUCCUGCUUGGGUUCUCGGGGCUCCUGAUAACUUGGGGAUCCCGGAACCCAAACUCCCGGGCAGGCCCGGGCUUGUCGCCGGCACCACUUCCUGCCUCCGACCCUGAUGGGAGGAGCGGCCCUCAUCUCGGAGGCCCCUCGCCCCCGUUCUGAUCAGGGGUCCCCGUGCAUCACCGCGUUCUGUCAGCCUCCCCUCCCGGAAGAGUGUAGGAUGCAGGCCCAGGCUUCCAGCCCCUCCCAGCCUCAGGUGCCUGGACUGCUGGUUGCUCUGCCCAGCAUGGGAGCAGGCCACCCCCAGCCCCAGCAGCGUCCUCCCCCUCCAGGACCCCGGCGUCCAGGCGCCUCCUCCCAUCUUUCUCCUCUAGGGCCCACCAGCUCUGAGCAGAUCAUGAACACAGGUGCCCUCUUACUUCAGGGUUUCAUCCACGACCGGGCGGUCCGAAUGGGGGGUCAGAUCCCUGAGCUGCCCUUGGAGCAGGUGCCCCCGGAUGAGUCCACCAAGAGACUGAGCGAGUGUCUGAAACGCAUCGGGGACGAACUGGACAGUAAUGUGGAACUGCAGAGGAUGAUCGCAGCUGUGGACACGGACUCCCCCCGAGAGGUCUUUUUCCGAGUGGCAGCCGACAUGUUUGCCGAUGGCCACUUCAACUGGGGCCGGAUUGUCGCCCUUUUUUACUUUGCUACCAAACUGGUGCUGAAGGCCUUGUGCACGAAGGUGCCUGAGCUCAUCAGAACCAUUAUGGGAUGGACGUUGGACUUCCUCCGAGAGCGGCUGCUGGGCUGGAUCCAAGAGCAGGGGGGCUGGGAUGGCCUGCUCUCCUAUUUCGGGACCCCGACGUGGCAGACGCUGGCCAUCCUGGGGGCUGCGGUGCUCACUGCCUCACUUACCAUCUGGAAGAAGAUGGGCUGAGGCCCCCCACGGCCUUGGACUGUGUCUUUUCUGCAUAAAUUAUGGUGUUUUCCUGGGAGGAGUGGGGGGGGGUUGGGGACGUGGGCAGUUUUCUUACUUUUGUAAUUAUUGGGGGGGGACUAUGGGUGGGGAGGGUGGUCCAGGAGGGAACAAUAAAACUCCUUUGGGCCACA
Messenger RNA from Ochotona curzoniae (black-lipped pika), 1265 nucleotides. It is a transcript of the gene BAX, whose product is annotated as BCL2 associated X, apoptosis regulator. Bases 289 to 1092 code for a protein of 267 amino acids. Gene Ontology annotation, cellular component: mitochondrial outer membrane. The record is from RefSeq and is a predicted model, not a curated record. Gene Ontology annotation, biological process: release of cytochrome c from mitochondria; extrinsic apoptotic signaling pathway in absence of ligand; intrinsic apoptotic signaling pathway in response to DNA damage. Gene Ontology annotation, molecular function: protein homodimerization activity; channel activity; protein heterodimerization activity. The transcript has 5 exons. NCBI's taxonomy places the organism in Eukaryota, Metazoa, Chordata, Mammalia, Lagomorpha, Ochotonidae.